Molecule: messenger RNA, 1914 nt
Organism: Spinacia oleracea (spinach)
Lineage: Eukaryota; Viridiplantae; Streptophyta; Magnoliopsida; Caryophyllales; Amaranthaceae
Product: probable transcription factor PosF21
Exons: 4
Coding region: 282-1481 (399 amino acids)
Biological process (GO): regulation of DNA-templated transcription
Cellular component (GO): nucleus
Molecular function (GO): DNA-binding transcription factor activity
Source: RefSeq, a predicted model, not a curated record
AUUCAUCUUGUUGAGAAAGUCUCUUCAAAAUUUCUCCUCUUUCUCUCUCCUUAAAAAAAGUCGAAUCUUGCAAACGUAAUCACCCUUUUCCUCCCAUUUCUUCAUGCUAACAUCACAGAUCCCCCACCUUCACCUCCCCUUUCCCCUGUUUUUCAAUUGAAUUUCUCUUUUCAGAUCUCAUUUCACCUUCAAUUUCCCCAAAUUUGAAUGAUUUCUAGGGUUUAUUAUCACUAUCAUUUCCCCCCAAAAUCAACAAUUUAGGGUUUCAGAGUUUUGGAAUAAUGGACAAGGAUAAGCUCGCCGGCUCUGGCGCUGGAUUACCUCCGACGGGAAGAUUCUCGCCGUUUUCACCCUCCUCAACAUCGCCGACUCCAGCAUUGCAACAACAAACGCAAACGACGUCGUUUAGCAAUGAUUUGAGCAGAAUGCCGGAUAAUCCGCCGAAGCAUAUGGGUCAUAGGAGAGCCCAUUCCGAGAUUUUAACUCUUCCUGAUGAUAUUAGCUUUGACAGCGAUCUCGGUGUUGUUGGAGGUGGUCCUGAUGGCCCGUCAUUGUCGGACGAAACGGAGGAGGAUUUGUUUUCUAUGUACAUUGAUAUGGACAAGGUGAAUUCGGCGACGUCGGCCAAUUCGGGAUUUCAGGUGGGGGAGACGUCAUCUGGGGCGGGGAAGGCGGUGGCGGGUGGUGGCUGGAUGGGGGACAGGCCGAGGGCGAGGCACCAGCAUAGUCAAUCAAUGGAUGGGUCGACCACAAUUAAACCGGAAAUGCUUGUUUCUGGCGGAGAGGAUGCUUCUAAUGCUGAAGCUAAGAAGGCUAUGUCAGCUGCUAAGCUUGCCGAGCUUGCUCUUAUUGAUCCCAAGCGUGCAAAGAGAAUCUGGGCAAACAGGCAGUCAGCUGCAAGAUCUAAGGAAAGAAAGAUGAGAUAUAUAGCUGAGCUUGAGCGCAAAGUCCAAACAUUGCAAACUGAAGCAACUACUUUAUCUGCUCAACUGACCAUGCUGCAGAGAGAUACAAAUGGCCUUUCUGCUGAAAAUAGUGAGUUGAAGCUGCGUCUGCAAACAAUGGAGCAGCAAGUUCACUUGCAGGAUGCAUUGAAUGAAGCGCUGAAAGAGGAGAUUCAGCAUUUGAAAAUGGUGACUGGUCAAGCUAUAUCCAAUGGUGGACCUAUGAUGAACUUUCCAACUUCCUUUGCUUCCAAUCAACAGUUUUACCAAAACAACCAAGCAAUGCAGACCCUGAUAACCGCACAGCAGUUCCAACAGCUACAGCUUCAUUCCCAGAAGCAGCAGCAGCAGCAGCAGCAGCAGCAGCACCAGCACCAGUAUCAACAACAUCAACUGCAUCAGCUUCAGCAGCAACAAAUGCAGCAUCAAGAACCGACCCUGCUGUCUCAGCAUUCUGGUGAUUUCAAAAUGAGACCAUCGAUGCCACUAACCAAAGAAAAUACAUCAGAUCCCAAUUCUGGAUCAUCAAAGGAUUAAAGGUCAUAAAGCUUGGAGUUCUUUAGCAACGAACAUAAUCUAGUAAGAUUACAUGAGCAGAGGCAACAUUUAGUUGUUUAUGUAGUCUCUUAUAUAAACUACAGUUGGAAAACUACAGGUUGAUAUUGUUUGUAGGCAUUGUAUUUUGGGACUUGUGAUUGGUCUUUGGGUGAGAUGUUGUAGGCCUUAACUUGUCCAAAGUUCGGAAUUAGAGUUAUUAUCUAUAGAUGAAUCCUGUCAAAUAGCUUAGGGGAAUGUCCUGUUUACAUAGUAUGUGGCUGUGAGAGUGGUGACUGGUGGAUUGAUCAAAUGGUUAAGUUGUGUAUGGUGUAAUUGCUGGGUAUUGCUAUUUUAUUGUUCUUUCAUUAUUUUGUAAUCAAGCUUCAAACCGGUUUAAUAUUUAUCCCAUAUUAUCUUACAAUUCGUUAACUUA